AUGAAAUUCAAUAUAUUUGAUGGAAUAAUUGAUUUUAUCAACGAAAACAACAAACAAUCGCUUGAUUCUACAGAAGAAAUCAAAAGACUUCAAACAGAAAUAAAAGCAUUACAAAACCAAAUACAAAAUGCUUCUAAAGAAACUACAACAACUCGAAUUAAUGAAUCACAUAACUUUUCUAAAGAAUUUUUAGACAAAAUCUCAUCACUUAAGGAAACAAAAGAUUUUGCGAGUGUUUACAAAUUCUUUGAAGAGCUUUCAUCUGAAGGCAAUCGCGAAAUGAUUUCAAAGGCUUGUGAAGAAGGACUUUGGAAGAAGACAACAGACUACGAAAAUAAUGUACUUCAUGUUGCAAGUAUGGAAGAAAAUCUUAAUCUUGUCAAAUUACUUAUUGAAUGUGGCUGUGAUAAAGAAGCAAAGGAUGUGUUUGGAUAUACUCCACUCAUUUGGGCAUCAUCUUUUGGUCAUCUUGAAGUUGUUAAAUAUCUUAUCUCUAUUGGAGCUGAUAAAGAAGCAAAGGAUGUGUUUGGAUAUACUCCACUCAUUUGGGCAUCAUCUUUUGGUCAUCUUGAAGUUGUUAAAUAUCUUAUCUCUAUUGGAGCUGACAAAGAUGCAAAGUCUAAUGAUGGAAAAACUGCACUCUCCUAUGCUAAAUCUAAUGUAAGAGAUUUUCUAAUAUCUAUUGGAGCCAAGUAA
Molecule: messenger RNA, 696 nt
Organism: Trichomonas vaginalis G3
Lineage: Eukaryota; Parabasalia; Trichomonadida; Trichomonadidae
Product: spectrin binding
Exons: 1
Coding region: 1-696 (231 amino acids)
Molecular function (GO): protein binding
Source: RefSeq, a predicted model, not a curated record